UUUCCGUCCUGUUUUAUUAUAGCGUGCUGAUCCGAGUCCUCACAGGUGUCUACAGAUGUCAAGACGAUGCUCAGAGGCCGCGCGUCCUCGCGUACGACUUGUUGCGAGAAAUCUCGAACGCGAAAUCGUCUCUUAUUCUCUGCGAAGCCAUUACAAGCGUAUGGCCCGCUGUUUUCGCUGUCGAUUCUGAGAUGAAACCUGAGGACUCUGGUUUGUUCCUGGCCAAGUGCAUCCAAGCGAUUCUUUCCACUCACCAAGAGGCGACCAGGACAGAGCAGAUCCCUUUUGGCUUCGCGACGUUUACACAAAAAUGUGGAUGGCCAAGCCUGGAGAGUGCACCUUAUGUGGACGAAGUCGUGAAGGAGUUAAUGGAUGCUGUUCGCGCGCCAAACUUUGCUGAAUUAUGCCGGACAAAGCCUGGCUACGAAUUUUCACUCCGAAAGGGUCUCGAGUUGCUCUUUGUGCAAGGAUACGGCUGGUCCGAGUUCUACAACGAGUUCUUGAGAACAGAUCUUUUCAAGAUGAUGAUCGACGGGGAGCGUUACAGGAUUGCUCUGCCGUUGGUGGCGGCUGUUGCACGUGAAACACGCUUCGACUCUGCAGAUGCGGCAGCGGUUAACACGACGUCCAUCCAGAAAUUCUUGGAGGCGAUCUUGGAUUCUGACGCCAAGACGGAUCAUCAGGCGGAAGCGGCCCUGGCGGUGGUGGUGAUGAGCAAUGGCCGAGCGUCGCGGUUGACGAAGGUGCGAGAAUGGGUGGGGGCUCUCGGGGAUGAGGUUCGACCCAAGCUGCCGUCGUUGCUCCAGAGGGCUCUCUUCUAAACGCGGUUGUUACUUCGCCUGUGUUUCUCACAUCAUUAUUUUUUACGGCACAUUAUUAUUCCUAUUGCAUAUUAUCAUUUCCUUUAUUCUCUUGCUUACCUGUUAUCUUUUCUUUUGCAUAUUUUAUUAAUGCUUGCGGUGUUAGCCCUCUCCUUCUCUCUUCUCUCCCCCUUAUUUGUAAACCGGUACAAUCGGUUUGUAUGAAAUAAAAUCCAAGUCCUUUGGGUUGUUUUGAAGAUUAAAUUCAAUACAAGAAAACGAGGAUCGACUAUGCUGUGGCUAUGCCUUUUGUCACACGAUAUGAAGAGGCCAUACAGAGGAGGCGGUAAUAGGUUAUGUAAACAAACCCGCGCCAAGACGCGUUCAAAGAUGACAGGUAAAUAAAUACACGCAUGAUCGAAAGUGUUAGAAAAAGACUCACAAGGCAAGUGUCAUAGCCGAUAUACCGCGGUAGUCA
Gamsiella multidivaricata is the source of this 1278-nucleotide messenger RNA. RefSeq lists its product as uncharacterized. The transcript is spliced from 3 exons. NCBI's taxonomy places the organism in Eukaryota, Fungi, Mortierellomycota, Mortierellomycetes, Mortierellales, Mortierellaceae. The record is from RefSeq and is a predicted model, not a curated record. Bases 192 to 821 code for a protein of 209 amino acids.